AUGAAAGAGAAGGGGGGAGAAGAAGAGGUGUCGAUGUUUCCGCGGACAAAACGUGUUUUCAGCACCACGAAAUCGAAAGAGAGGAAGAGAGGACGUCGUUUUUCAGCACUGCGCGAUCGAAAGAGAGAGAGAGAGAACGAUUCGAGAGCGUAG
Molecule: messenger RNA, 153 nt
Organism: Bathycoccus prasinos
Lineage: Eukaryota; Viridiplantae; Chlorophyta; Mamiellophyceae; Mamiellales; Bathycoccaceae
Exons: 1
Coding region: 1-153 (50 amino acids)
Source: RefSeq, a predicted model, not a curated record